Messenger RNA from Sordaria macrospora k-hell, 255 nucleotides. RefSeq lists its product as uncharacterized. Lineage: Eukaryota; Fungi; Ascomycota; Sordariomycetes; Sordariales; Sordariaceae. The record is from RefSeq and is a predicted model, not a curated record.
AUGUCGCCCACACACACCAUGUCCGCCCACCUCUGCAGAGAGAUUUUCUCUGCGUGGCGUCAAGACCACACCGGCAGCACCUCCCCUGAGCCCCAUGCUACCGGCCUCAGCCCGCUGCCAUCGCCCACCAACUCGUCCGUCUUCUCGGGCUACUUCCAGCGAUCGCCGUCCCCUGAGCAACACAAGCGGUCCAUGGACAGCGACCGCUCGUCGUCUUCCAACUGGCGAUGGAACAACAAGGACAGUUCUCGCUAA